Molecule: messenger RNA, 876 nt
Organism: Thamnophis sirtalis
Lineage: Eukaryota; Metazoa; Chordata; Lepidosauria; Squamata; Natricidae
Source: RefSeq, a predicted model, not a curated record
CUUUCUGACCCACGCGGGGAGCCGUAGAACGGAGUCCUGGCCUUGGUAGUUGCCAACGACGAGCCUCGUUGGUUGUUAAGAAAAUAAUUUAUCAGAAAGAUGGUUUUAAAUGAGAUGAACAAUGAUGGGCACGAUGAAGAGGACAAAUGCUUGGAGCCUGAUGUCAUUGCGAAAGGAAACAUACUUGAAAGUUUUAUAGAGAGUCAAGAAACGAAAGAGUUGAUUAAUCAUCUUAGAUUGGUAUAUGAAGACUUGAAACUGCAAGAACAAGUUCUUGAAAAGUUUAAAGUUAUAAUGAAUAAAUACCAGGAGCAGCCUCAUCUUUUGGACCCUCAUUUAGAGUGGAUGUUGAAUUUGUUGCUAGAUAUUAUCCGACAUGAAGCAUCUCCUCCUCUUCUAAUUCAUCUAGCCUUUCAGUUUCUCUACAUUAUUUCAAAGGUACGAGGAUAUAAAACCUUAUUGCGAUUAUUUCCUCAUGAAGUAGCAGAUGUACAGCCUGUUCUAGAUAUGCUUGUAGCUCAGAAUCCAAAAGAAUAUGAGACCUGGGAGACUCGUUACAUGCUCUUGUUGUGGUUAUCUGUAACAUGUUUGAUCCCAUUUGAUUUGGCACGGCUAGAUGGAAAUAUCUCUUCUGUAGAAGGAUGCCCUCGUGUAUCAACAAUGGAUCGAAUUCUGGCAGUAGCAAAAUCAUACCUUGUUGUAAGUGAUAAGUCUCGUGAUGCAGCUGCAGUCCUGGUCUCAAAGUUUAUUACCCGCCCUGAUGUCAGACAAAAAAGAAUGGCAGACUUCCUGGAUUGGACCCUUUCAACAUUAUCUAAAUCCUCUUUUCAGACCAUUGAGGGGACUUUUGUAAUGGAUGGCAUGCUUCAAGCCCUG